Molecule: messenger RNA, 3179 nt
Organism: Salvelinus namaycush (lake trout)
Lineage: Eukaryota; Metazoa; Chordata; Actinopteri; Salmoniformes; Salmonidae
Product: protein C1orf43-like
Exons: 7
Coding region: 205-972 (255 amino acids)
Biological process (GO): phagocytosis
Source: RefSeq, a predicted model, not a curated record
AUAGAUCACGUGACAAUCCCAGAUGUCAACAAACGAUAUCAACAACAGGGAAGUGUCAACGUUUCGUUGUUACAGAUUUUCCAAUGGAUUAACCGACAUUUGAUAAUUCAUUAAUGUUACAGUCACUCGUGUACAUUCUGAAAGGAACCAUGAGUGCGUUCUGUUGAUUCUACGCUAGUUUAGCUUUUGACGAAGACUUUCAACAUGAGGUCCGAUUCUCCUCUCUCCAGCGUCAACGUAGUGCUUGUUAUGGCCUACGGAAGUCUGGUGUUUGUGCUGCUGUUCAUCUUUGUGAAGAGGCAGAUCAUGCGCUUCGCCAUGAAGUCUCGUAGAGGACCACAUGUACCCCUGGGCCACAACGCUCCAAAGGACCUGAGACAGGAGAUAGACUCUCGUUUGUCCAAGGUUCAGGAGAUCCGCUUUGAGCCGCGCCUGCUGUCUGAACAGGACGACAGACUACAGAGUGGCGGUUGCUAUGACUACCUGUACAGAAUGAGGGCACUCGAUGCCAUAAGAGACUGUGAUAUUCCGUUCAGUGAGUUGGGAGGGACUCCCACAGCUGUGACAGGGAGGAGAUUCCGCGCCUGGCUUCUAGAUCUGAGGAGUUCCCUGUUCCGCAGCAGCCGCAGUUCCCUCAUAGACACACUGCUGGAGGGCUACCACAACGCUCGCCACGGCACCGGGGUGUUUGGAGAAGCAGAGUUUGUCAAAUACAAGGAAGCCCUGAACGAACUGGCCUCUGUUUAUUCUUCUCUCCCCAGUGUGAAGAGCCACUCCAGCUCCACCAGUCUGGACCAGCAUCACCAGUCAGCAGCUAAAGACCUGACCAGUACCCCAGAGCCUCCCCCCCCCUCUCCCCCCUCCCAGGUCACAUACCUGCCGUCAGCUGGGCAACGCACCAAACGACCAAAACACUUCUUGGAACUCAAGAACUUUAAAGACAAGUACAACACCUUGGAAAGCACAUUCUGAGAACUACAAUCUCCUAUGGCAUAACACGAGAAACUACAAUUCCCUACAGCAUACCUUGAGAAACGACAACUUGCUGACUAUGACAACUGCAACUCCCUACAACCCUGAGAACUUACAACUCCCUAGAAAACAACCUGAAAACUACAACAACUUCUCUGCUACCACUUUAAAUCUGUUUUGUUGCGAGUACUGGACUCACUUUUCCUUCUCUAUUUCCAUAGUAGAUAGCCUGGUGGAAAAAAAAUCUGUCGUUCUGCCCCUGAACAAGGCAGUUAACCCACUGUUCCUAUGCCGUCAUUGUAAAUAAGAAUUUGUUCUUAACUGACUUGCCUAGUUAAUAAAGGUUAAAUAAAAAAGAAAUGAAGGUAGUGAUAAGUAGAGCUCCUGGACGGGACAGAUACUGGGGUUUGUGGUAAAAGAAGAGGUUGGUGAGUUAGUGAGAGACUUGUUAGUGCCAGCGGAGAGAGAAGAGACUUGGUAGGGUUGGUACUUGGUACAGUUGGGAAGACUGGAGCACAGCAGGAUUAACAGUAGCACAGCAGUAUAGGAAUGACAGUAACAUUACGCUGCCUUACUAGUCCUGAGGAAAAACACUGCCUACUGCCUAUCAUGCGUCUCACAUAAUAAAUAGUGCACUAGAUUUAAGCUUAUUUGACCUUAAACAUCGUUGUGAACUUUUGCACAGACUUUGCAGGUAGAUCAUCAUGUAGGGCUAUGCAAAAAGAGAUGAGACCAGACAAGCUACAUGCAGUUUCUAUGCAGAAUGCAUUAAUGCAGGGUUUCUCAAACUUUGUCCUGGGGACCCCAAGUGGUGCACGUUUUGGGUUUUGCCCUAGCACUACACAACUGACUCAAAUAAUCAUCAAGCUUUUAUUAUUUGAAUGAGCUGUGUCGUCCUAGGGCAGAACCUGAAACGUACAUCUCUUGGGGUCCCCAGGACUGAGUUUGGGAAACGCUGCAUUAAUGCACAGUAUUAGAGUAAGACUUGUUUAUAGUGUGUUCAGUGCUAACUAAGCUAUUGAUGGACUAACGUUAUAGCAGACCAGCGUUCCUCACAAUGGCCCUGGAGAGCUACAGUACAGGCUGUGCAGGCUUUUGUUCCCGCCUAGCACUAACACACCUCCAAUCAAGCUGAUUAGUAGAAUCCGGUUAGUCACUGUUGAGCUGGAACAAUACAGCCUGUAACUCUGCAGGACCAGGACAGAAGAACUAUGGAUUAUUCCAGUAUUACUGCUAGACAUUUCCAGUACUUGUUUAGGGCAGAGCCAUGUAUUUACAUAUAUAUUGCAAAGGUGUAGGGCUAGUGUUACAAGGAAAUUAACAUGUUACACAGUCUGACGGUUGUCCAUAAAAACGAUUAUACUUUUUAGAGUGUACAAUGUUUUUUUUUGUAUUCCAUUUUUAAAGAUAAUUAUUUAGAAUAAAGCAUUCAUGUUAAGUGCCCUUUUUCUUGAAUGGAUGAUUUUAAUACAAUUAAAUUAUUACAUGUAUGUAUGGUUCAAUACUAAAACCUUCAUAUAUUCUUAAUGAGGUGUGAGUUGGCUAUAUAGCCUGGGUUCUAGUCCGAUAUAUUCUUAAUGUGUGAGUUGGCUAUGUAGCCUGGGUUCUAGUCUGAUAUAUUCUUAAUGUGUGAGUUGGCUAUAUAGCCUGGGUUCCAGUCCGAUCUAUUCAUAAUGAGGUAUGAGUUGGCUAUAAAGCCUGGGUUCCAGUCAGUUUCUGCUUUAACCAAUCCCCACUCUCUCUUACAGCAGAAACAGACUGGUAUGGUACCCAGGCUCAUAUGAAUCGUCAGUGGAGUUAUCUAAAGCACCUACAGAUGUGGGACCAGGCUAGAGAUUUAUGGGUUGAGUAAUAUUGAUGUAUGAUUGUAGCACAAUGUUCCUCCAGUCAAAUGUGAACAGCUUCAGAAGUGUGUUCGAAUCUAAUGUGUUGUGUGUAUGAUUGAUGUAUGAUUGGGAUCAGAGGAGGCUGGUGAGGAGAGGACGCCUCAUAAUGGAUGGAAUUGAAUGGUAACAAACACAUGAAAAAUCAGGUGUUUGAUUUGUUUAAUACCAUUCUAUUUAUUCCGUCCCAGCCAUUACUAUGGCCUGAUAAUAGUGCUGAAUAGGCUGCUUUAUGUUUUAAUGGACUCCCCUGAUCUAUCCUCUGUGCAUUGUAAUACAUACUGCAGCUGCCAUUCCAUUAAAGUGGUACCACUGGACCAGAGA